AUGCCCCAACCCGCCCCCCACCCUCUCAUCCACAUCAACGGCUUCCCCGGCACCGGCAAACUAACGACCGCCCAACAGAUCCUACAACUCUUUGCCUCCCACUCAACAGACAUAAAACUAAUCCACAACCAUCUCCUCGUCAACCCAGCCGACGCCGUCCUCCACCGCACCCAACCAGGCUACCAACCCCUCCGUCACGCACUCCGCACCGCGGUCUUCACCUCCCUAGUCUCCGAGCCCGCAACCUACCACACAACUUACCUAUUCACCGACUUCCAGAUAAGCAAUGACCAAGGAAUCAGUGUCUGCAUGGAAUACGCCCAGGCCGCCAGAGACCGAGGAUGCCUUUUCAUCCCCAUUGUCCUGGUGUGCGACGAAGCUGUGAACCUGGAGCGGGUCAUACGUUCGGACCGAGAGAUACAUGGGAAGCUGAUGGAUGUGGAGUUAUUGAAAUCGUUUCGCAACGGUGCACCGGUUUAUAGGUUUAGUGAUCGGAAGGAGUUCCUGGAGAUUGAUGUCACCGAUUUGCAGCCGGAAGAUGUGGCGCGAAGGAUUUGGGGACAUGUUUUGGGGGUGUGGGAUGGGUUGCAUGGCGAGAAGUGUAAGCGUUAG
This is a messenger RNA of Aspergillus bombycis, 612 nucleotides long. RefSeq lists its product as uncharacterized. The record is from RefSeq and is a predicted model, not a curated record. The transcript has a single exon. NCBI's taxonomy places the organism in Eukaryota, Fungi, Ascomycota, Eurotiomycetes, Eurotiales, Aspergillaceae. The coding region runs from base 1 to 612 and encodes 203 amino acids.